Drepanopeziza brunnea f. sp. 'multigermtubi' MB_m1 is the source of this 1041-nucleotide messenger RNA. RefSeq lists its product as uncharacterized. Gene Ontology annotation, molecular function: nucleotide binding. NCBI's taxonomy places the organism in Eukaryota, Fungi, Ascomycota, Leotiomycetes, Helotiales, Drepanopezizaceae. The record is from RefSeq and is a predicted model, not a curated record.
AUGUCCGCGAAGGUCUUCCACAUCCCCCUCAUCCAAGUAACGCCUUCCUUCAAGCUGUCGGCCAUCGUCCAACGGACCCCCAAGCCCAGCGACGAUGCUGCUCGAGACCAUCCCGAGAUCAAAAUUUACCACUCAGCAGACCAACUUUUCACAGACUCUUCCCUCGAAAUCAUCGUCGUAACCACAACCCCCGAUACCCAUUUUCCGUUUGCAAAGUCUGCUUUGGAAGCAGGGAAGCAUGUCUUGGUUGAGAAGCCAUUCGUGCCUACAUCGGCCGAAGCGCAGCAACUCAUCGACAUCUCAGCAAAGGCUGGGAAGCUGAUCUGCGUAUACCAGAACCGACGAUGGGAUUCAGAUUUCCUGACUGUGAAGAAAUUGAUCAAGGAGGACACCAUUGGCCGCGUGGUAGAAUUUGAGACGCACUUCGACCGGUACAAGCCAGAGCGACCUUCGACCUGGAAGGGUACACUGAGUAUGGCUCAGGCAGGAGGUGUUGUGUAUGAUCUGGGGACCCAUCUUCUCGAUCAGGCGUACGUGCUUUUCGGACUUCCGAAGACUGUGACGGCGAUCUUUGCGAACCAGAGGAAUGAUGGAGGAGCUGAGCCGGAUAGUAUCUCGGUUAUGCUUGGGUACGGAGCUGGUGGACCACUUGUCACUGCCAAAGCCGGUGUGAUGUGUGUUGAGACUGAGCAGUUGCGAUACUGGGUUAGAGGGGCGAAGGGAAGCUUCAAGAAGUUCCACUUGGAUGUCCAGGAGGAUCAGCUCAAAGCAGGGGAGAAGCCUGGGGAUAAGGGCUUUGGAGUUGAGAGUAUAGACAGGUCGGGAAAGUUGGUGGUGCUAGAGGGCGGCGAGCCGAAGGAAAGUGUGCUGGCUAACGUUGAGCCCCAAACGUAUGCUGCGUUAUACAAUGGUUUUGCGAAGGCUGUUGCUGGGGGAGGCGAAAGUGUGGUGCCAGUGAAGGCCAGUGAGGCGAGGGAUGUACUGAAAAUUAUCGAGGCGGCGAGGGAAUCUGCUAAGAGCGGAAAAUCCGAGAGUCUGUAG